UGUUUUUAUUUAAACUGUUUCUAAGCUUUACAGCCGCAGGAGCAGUUUUUCCACUCCGGAAAGAGAUUUCAGCUUUUUCUACAGACUCACUGCCUUAUUUAUCCUUUAUACUGUUUAAUAAUCUCUAUAUUUCUUUAAAUUAUUCUGUAAUUGUUGUGUUUUCUGUGCUAUUGUUGUUUUGUUUGUUUUUUGUUGUGUUUUUUCUUUUCAGGUAAAUUAACCGGAUCCUGUGAGGACCGAUAUGGACUGGCGCUGGACUUUUAGCGUCCAUCCACCUGAGGCGGAGUCUGGUGCUCCAGAGGCUUCACCUCCUCGUACUCCGCCUCUUUCUGUGGAUUCUGCGAUGGACCUCAGCUCAGAUGACUGCAGCGUUCUGUCCGCCGGUCUUCUGUCGCUGGGUCAAGUGCCACCCUCCUGGGUGAAACUGAAGGCCCGUAUUCAGGAGGUGGACCUCAUCUCAGAUGACACCAGUCUACAGUCGCUGGGUGAAGUGCCACGCUCCAGGGUGGAGUGCAUAGAAGCUUCCCUGCUCACCUCCCACCCAGAGCCUUCACCGCCUUCACCCUCCCCUGCAAGGCAUCGCAUCCCUCACCUGCAGGUGGUUUCUGAUCCGGAGAUCAGCCCACAGAACUUUGACGUUCUUCUGCCGUUUUGCUGCCAGGAAGCUCCGGUGGCAGACCUGCCCACCCCCACCACCACCUACCUGGAGACAUCCCAGCAGGACGACACCGGACUGCCCUCACCGACCAACAACACCUGGGGCAGGUUUCGUAAGUGCCUCGCUAACAUCUUUAGCAGCAUGUCUAGCUGUUUCAGGUCACGUGACCGGGUCGUGGUGCUGAUCGGCGAGGCGGACAAACUUCACUGGCUGGACAUCGACAUCCCAAAGCCUGAUUCUGAGCCAGUGCCUGCUGCCAAGAGAGGAUGGCUUCUGCGCGUCCUGCGUCGCUUCAGGAGGGCGUCUAGGAGGGGGUGAAAAGGCUGCCCAUACAGCUUCUGAGAGCAUACAUACACUUCAUACAUACAUACAUACAAAGGUAGAGAGGUGGCAGGCAUAUGUUAGACUAGUGGACUUAAGUGUUAGGAGUUUGGGGCAAAGUUCAGAGGCAAUGUGUUGAGGUCAUGAUAUAGCUGACAGGUCUAGUUAGUAGUUGUGUAUUCAGAGGGAUGAGGUUAGUUGGGGAAGGGCCCAGUGUGUAGACAUAAACUGCCUGGGGCACAUGAUGUUGGGAUAGAGGUAGAGUUGGGUGUAGUGAGCUUGGAGGGGAGUGAGUCUGGGACGCCAGACUUCACUGCUGAGCCUUCCGGAGGGGUUGUAGGCUUAAUUCAGAGAAACUCUGAUGAAGGGAGGUGCCUACCUGAUUCCCCCUAUGGAGAGCUUGCUGCAUAAAGGGUGAUUAGUGUAUGAUGGGUAAACAUUAGAUGUUUAAUGAAUAUUACUGAUCUGACCAUAAACAACCAAAGUAACUUAGCUGAAGAUAGAUAG
This is a messenger RNA of Astyanax mexicanus (Mexican tetra), 1486 nucleotides long. RefSeq lists its product as uncharacterized. The transcript is spliced from 8 exons. The coding region runs from base 242 to 976 and encodes 244 amino acids. The record is from RefSeq and is a predicted model, not a curated record. NCBI's taxonomy places the organism in Eukaryota, Metazoa, Chordata, Actinopteri, Characiformes, Acestrorhamphidae.